This is a messenger RNA of Nakaseomyces glabratus, 3021 nucleotides long. RefSeq names its product Apl3p (gene APL3). Gene Ontology annotation, biological process: intracellular protein transport; clathrin-dependent endocytosis. Lineage: Eukaryota; Fungi; Ascomycota; Saccharomycetes; Saccharomycetales; Saccharomycetaceae. Gene Ontology annotation, cellular component: AP-2 adaptor complex; membrane coat. Gene Ontology annotation, molecular function: clathrin-cargo adaptor activity. The record is from RefSeq and is a predicted model, not a curated record.
AUGGAUAGGAAGAAGACAUUUGUUGGUACAUCUAACAAUGGUAGUAGCUCCAUAAAGGGACUGCAAUUGUUUAUUGCCGACCUUCGGUCGGCACCUCAUCUGCAAGAUCAGGAGAGGAGAAUACAGUCAGAGAUUACAAAAAUAAAACAGAACUUCGAUACCCAACAUCAGAAACAGUCUAAGGGACAAGAUAAACAAGGUGGCUAUCAAAGAAAGAAGUACAUCGCGAAAUUGGCUUAUAUAUACAUAACGUCAAACACAUCGAAAUUAAAUGAUAUUAUUUUUGGACUGGAUCAAACUAUGGAGUUAAUACAGUCUUCUGUUUAUUCUGAGAAAUUUAUUGCAUAUAUGACAAUUGAGCUUCUGUAUGAGCAUAAAACUGUUAUGGACAAGAUUAACGACGCAUUACAAUAUCAGAUACUUCUUGAUCUUAGAAGUAAUGACGAGAACUUUGUGUCUUUGGCCUUAAAUUGUGUUGGUAUAGUCGGCUCUUUAUCCAAAACAUUAUCAAACGAUGAAGAUAUUGUAGCAGAAGUAUUUCAAAUUUUGAGAUCGCCAACAUCAUCAAUGAACCUGAAGAAGAAAUCAUCACUAGCAUUUCUUACAUUACUGAAGAAAAACAAUGCUAUUUUAACCAAUGAGCCACAAAGAAAACAAAUAUGGAUCCAGAGAAUAUUAAGUCUUUUGGAUAAUAGGGACAAUUACAGAUUGACUUUGGCUUCACUUCCACUGAUAGAAUACAUUGCGGUACACGUCGAUCCCGCUGCAUGUACUAGACUGGUACCUCAAUUAACACAGACAUUGUAUAGCUGUCUAAUGAAUGAAAGCUCCUCAAAUAUUGACAAUCCACAGUUAGAUUUCAGAUUCGCUAAUAUGCCAAAUCCAUGGAUAAUAACUAAAACGGUUUCGUUACUAAACAUGUUAAUAAUAUCUUCGAAUGAAAAGUCAUCUGCUCAGAAUGAUCAUCUACUACAUACAAGCACAAUGAACAAAGAAAUAUUAAACACCUUGAGGACAUGUAUUUCACAAGCAAUUCAGCUGGGUGAACGUUCAUUUAGUGAUCCAAUGGAAAGAAUUGUUCAAAAUACCAUCUUGUUCUCGUUGAUUAAUUUUGCUCCCAAGCUUGAUCCAUCUGAUGACGCAAUUACCGAUUCCGUAACUGCAUUAUGCAAACUGCUUUCAUCUAGUCAAAUAAACAUAAGGUAUCUUGCCUUAGACUCUUUAAUUAAACUAUGUUCCGUGCUGGGAACAUCAGCUAUGAAUGCUGUUAGGUUACAAAACUUAGAUAUGAUCUCCCAGCUUCUUUACGAUGAAAGAGAUGCUUCAAUUAUCAGAAAGCUGGCCGACUUACUGUACAUUUUCACUGAUUCAUCCAAUGUAAAGAAAACAGUGGAUGAUCUACUACAAUAUAUAACCUCGUCAAAACAAUUGGCCGAUCCCAACCUAAAAUCUGACAUUGCGGUUAAAAUAGCUGUUUUGAGUGAAAAAUAUGCAACUGACUCAAACUGGUUUGUUACAGUUUCUCUGAAAUUGCUUUCCUUCACCUCUCUAACAUCAAUCAACGACGAUGAAAUAUGGCAAAGACUUUGUCAAAUUGUAGUCAACAACCCUGCUCUUCAAAGAACUGCAUGCGAGCAGCUGCUAUAUUACUUCAAAAACUCACAAACGUCAGAACCACUCAUUAAAACAGGGGCUUUUCUAUUUGGCGAGUUUAUCGAUCAAAUAACUGAUUUAAUCUCAGUUGCUGACCUGUUUAACAUUUUCACUACCAAAUACUUUACUGUAACAAAUUUCACAAAAGCAAUGAUUUUAACUACUGUAAUGAAAUUAUACAGGUGUUCUGACUCAAUAUACACUGGGGCUGUCAAAAUUUAUCAAAUGGAGCUCAGUUCUUUAGACAUUGAAUUGCAAAGUAGAUCAUACGAAUAUUUAAACAUUCUAAGAAUAGCAAGAAUGGAGAAUAACCCCAACUUAAUUAAUAUUCUAUUUCAUCCAAUCCCACCAUUUAAUUCGUCAACUAACCCUCUUUUAAAGAGGCUGGGCUUACUGCAAACGUCUGAUAAUGACUUAACAAUAGAAGCCUUAACAUCAAAUCCAUCUUCUAAAGAUUCAUCUAACCCAUUUACACAACCAACUUCAACUGAUACUUCAGUCACUGAAAAUGGUAAAAAUAUGGUCACACAAGAAGAAUUGUAUAACUCGCAAAUUUUAGCAGCAAGUUGGAGAGAUGGAUUUUCGAGAAUGCUUUCCUUUAAAAGAGGAAUUCUAUUUUCUUCAUCAUUGCUUAAAAUUUUAUACAGACUUGACUACCCAUCACCAGAAGAACCUUAUCAACAAAAAAUAUCGCUGACGUUUAUCAACGAAUCGGAAUGGGAUAUGACCAAUUUUUCUACAAACAUAAUACCUUUCCGUACAGAUAGUAAUCCUGAAUAUGUUGUUCAGGAAAUUUCUUUAUUAUCUGCUUUGGACAUCGCUCCUAGAAGAAGGACUGAACAAACCUUGGAUAUAAUAAUAAGAAGACAAUUCAAUGCUGAAUACAGUCCGAUCAUUUCGAUAUUUUUUAAAUGUGGUGCUAGUACAAACACUAUCAACCUGAAACUAGGAGUUGGUUUGAACUCGACUCUGAGAACAACAGAAGCACCAAAACAACAAUUAACUCUAGCCCAAUUCUUCUCAAGAUGGAAAGCUCUCGGCGAUGCUUUGGGCACAGAGGGUGAAUGCAUCAUAACCAAACUGAGGUUGAAGUCAAUCAAAAAUAUCUCACAUAGUCAAGAGGAAAGUAUUCUACAAGUAUCUCUUAUAUUAAAAAGAAUGGGUUUUGACAUUGUUGAACAGUCCAACCUUCCCAACUCUCUAUUCUUUGCUGGCAUAAUCCAUACAAAAACUGAUGGAAACUACGGUUGCUUAAUAAGAGUAAGUUGUGAAGAUGAGGAAUAUUUCACUCUAACGUGCAGGGCUACCAUAGGCUCCGGGUUAGCUACAAAUAUUGCUUCUUGCAUAAAACUUGCCGCUUUUGCAUAA